This is a messenger RNA of Scleropages formosus (Asian bonytongue), 16006 nucleotides long. It is a transcript of the gene hectd4, whose product is annotated as HECT domain E3 ubiquitin protein ligase 4. Gene Ontology annotation, biological process: glucose homeostasis. The coding region runs from base 684 to 14087 and encodes 4467 amino acids. The transcript has 77 exons. Lineage: Eukaryota; Metazoa; Chordata; Actinopteri; Osteoglossiformes; Osteoglossidae. Gene Ontology annotation, molecular function: ubiquitin-protein transferase activity. The record is from RefSeq and is a predicted model, not a curated record.
CAAAAAAGUUGAAUUUAUUUGAACCCUAGUUUCCACAAAUUCAUUAUUAUUUGUUAUUAUGGCUAUGCUAAAACGUUUUAACUGAACGCGACAGGUGUAAAUAUAAAAUAACACAAACGGCUGAGAAGCAUGCAGGUGGCCUAUAGGCGUUCUUUCUUGAUGACAUGGUGCCACUGCGCUGCGGAGGGGCUCGCGCUCCGGUUGCCGUGUUUAUCGCUGGGCACAGUGCAUUCUGGGAAACUCUCGGCCUACCAAACAUGGCGUUUCAAUGACAGCUGCUGGACUUCCAUUAUCUUCUCGGCCGCUGAUAAAUAGUAGUGGGACCGCUAACGGAGCGCUCUUCUUCCACAGAUUUCGUUUAUCGGCCCAGCUCAGACCUGGCCGCCUGUCCACGAGAAACCCGCAGAAAAACUCGAGGCGUUUGCAAGUCGGAGUCACGCCCACGGCUGCGAUCGACCCGUUAGCUUAUCGGCUAACCUGCACUAAGUGACCGACUGAGAGAGCGACCGACGGUUUGACGGACCGACACACACUCAGACACGCAGGCACUGCUGCCUCAUGCUUGCUGACAGCGGAAUGUGCGCCCCGUAGUGAGUUCCUUCGUGACAACGGAUAGCCGAGCUCUGUCCGGGACCGUUUCAUGCGCGCCGUCCUGUCCGGCUCGUCCGGCGGAGGACUGAGACAUGGGCUCCGGGCCGGUGGACUCGUCCCAGUGGCUCUCGGUGAAGGAGGAGACCAUCUUCCUGCACGACGGCCUCAUCCGGGUUACGGACCUGGCCGAGCUGCCAAGCGAAAUAGGCGCUUCGGAGCAGGGCGACGCCGAGCAGGAGAUUCUAACAUUCGAGACGAAGAACCCGGCGGAGUUGGCCGAGCGCCUGCGAGCUGUGUGCGGUAACCAAAGCAAUGCCUAUGCCCGGCUGCUGGAGUACCGGCUGAAUGCGUUGCGUGGCCUGUGGGGGGCCCAGCGACAGCUGGCCCUGGAAGAGCAGCAGGAGCGAGAGGGUGCUGGUGACGAGGAGGCGCUGGCCCUGCUCAAGAGACAAGGCCUGCUACAGCAGCCUGAGCAGGCGCCCUUCACGUCGCGUGUGGGCCUUCUUCUCGUCUUCCCGCUGCUGCAGUCACAGUCACGCAGCGACCCAGCCCUCUGCAGCAUCACGGCCGAGGUGCUGCUCACCUGUCUGCGUGACUGCCAGCCACUGAGCCUGAGCAAGGAGCCAGCUGACUGCCUCAGUGGCUUGGAGAGCCUUCUUUGCUCCUGGCUGGAGGAGCCCGAGCUGCCGCAGCAGCGCUUGGCCUCAGCUGCCGGGCCCCUUGUGCACCGACAGCGGGAGAACGCCGCCGCAGCCCUCGUGGCUCUAGCCUGCGCCAGGGGCUCGCUGAAGACCUUCAUUCAUACUGUUCACCUUCUGCAGAAGCAGAAAGACCUGGGCCAGCUACCUGUAGCUGAUGUACUCUACAGGCUUCUCCUGCUUGAGGGAGGCCCUGGAUCCCCUUCCUGCCUUCUUGGGGGUAAGCACAGUGUCUCUUGGGGGUUCGAGGACAUGCUGCCAGCACCAGACAGUGGAGUAGCAGGCUCCGAGAGUAAAGACACAGACCUGGGGCGUUGCCUAGCCACUGACGGACUCUAUCUCUACACCACUAACUCCUUUGGGAAGGGAAUCAGCAAGCUGGGGUCCGGCCUUCAUGGUACUCUGCGGGGGUUUGUGUACUGCCGAAAUGAGGACCUGGAGCCUGGAUGGGUGGUGUUUGGUAGCGGGCGCCUUUUGCACCGCCCCGCAUCCUUUGACACCAAGCCUCAUCAGCUGUGCCAGGUCAUCGACCCCUUCACGCUCCAGGUGUGCCAGAUUGUGCCCAUGCCUGCUCAUCACUUCCUGGUGGGCAGCAGUAUGAGCACCCUGCACCUGUGCUCUGACGGGACCUACCUAUACUGGAUCUGGUCACCUGCCAGCCUCAACGAGAAGACGCAGAAGGGCCACUCGGUCUUCAUGGAUGUCUUUAAGUUGACAGCUCAGUCUGGGCUCUGCAUGGCAGAAGUCUUACAGGAGCGGGUCAUUCUCACCCGGAAGGAGGGAGAGUCCUCAAAGUGUCUGAAUGACCUACUGCUGAGCCGCAUGUCCCGCUUCCGCGCCUCGCACUCUGCUACGCUGGCAGCGCUCACCGGCUCAGCCAUCACGAACACGGUGAAGGAGGAGCAAUCCGCAGUGAAUACCAGCUGUGGGCUUCCUCUGAAGACUCUGCGCAAGACACCAAUGUAUGUGUGCGGGACCUACCUGGUGAUGCUGGCGUCACCACCGGGGGUGUCGGGCAGUUCUGCCACUCGCUCUCUGUUUGGGGGCAGCAGCAGUCUGUCGUCUCUCAAAAUCCUAGCCUCCAGCCUGGUGUUCAGCAUUGCAGAUGGGCAGUUCAGCAGCCGUGCAGACCUCAUCGAUGCUCCAGGCAGCUCCCUUGGCCGUGGGGCUCAGGUGUCAGGUUUAGGGGCGUGCUAUGAUGCUCUCAACAACCUGAUCUGGACAUGUUCCAGUGACUACAUGGACCAGUGGUGCAACCCUGGCAACCAGGCUUUCCAUCACGUGUGUCACAGGCUUGGUGUCAGCCAUGUCAUCAAGGAGCCCAAAGAGGAGAUGGUGCCCACGGGCGAAGUGAUCAACCAGCUGCUGCACCACGUGGGUGCCAUGUGCAUCCACCAGCUCAACGUGCUGGCGGCCAGCAGUAGCAAUCUGCCCAUCGGAGCUUUCCUGGGCAAGCAGCACCCUAUCGAAACGAAGCACUUCAGCAGCAUCUGCGAUAUCAUGGAGAAGGCCAUGGUCAAAGGGGACACCUGUAUCAUUCGCUGUAUUUUGGUGGUCUUCCAGGUGGUGUUCAGGUUCUUCAACCCGCAGUCUGAGCAGAACAGAGAGAGUGUACGGCGAGCUGGCUUGUUGCUGUGGCAGCUGCUGAUGGCACCAGCAGACCAGAUUGGCGCUGAGAUCCUGGGGGAGGUGUGCCUGGCCAUCAGCUCAGGACUGAGCACUUUGUAUCAAGGGGAAACUGAACUGAACAACCUACUGAAGCUGGUCCUUACAGAAGGUGAGCGGAACAGCGGCCUUUCCCAGCUUCGGGACGUCAUUCUCACCAACCUUUCCAUGCAGUUACAGAAGAACCGCUUUGGCAGUGAUGAUGAUGACCACUACAGGUGCAGUUCAGACAGUGACAUUUUGUGGCUGACAGUGAGGAGACAGCCACAUAGGCUGAACGAUGAGCUUCUACACUGCAUCUUGAAGACUGUGGUGCGAGAGUCCUGUCUGGUCAUCACCAAGUGUCAGACCAUCGGAAAGGAUGACUUUCAGAAGCUCCUGUCCACUGUGCCGGUGGCCUCUCCCAGCCUACGCUACCUCAUGGCUGUUCAGAACCAUCUGCUAAGCAACAUGGUUCUGAUUCGGCCUGACGAGAGCGAUGACAGCGACAGCUCCCUGCAAGGGGAAACAAUGAAGGUACAGGAUCUGCAGGCCAGCAUCCUGUCCCUGGCAGCCAAGAUCUUGAUGGGUUGUGAUGAGGUGUUAGAGACCUUGCAGCAGGUGACCACUGCCCUGAUCAAGAGUGAAAUCCCAGACCGGGAGACCAGACUGAGGGGGCUGGAACAGGUGACAAAGGCCACUAUGCUGGGACAUCUGCUGCCAGUGCUGCUCACUUCUCUGAUGCAUCCAAACCUGCAGACACUCACACUGGCCGAUGCUCUCAUGCCACAGCUUGUGCAGCUGGUCCUCUACACCAGCCAGACUGCCUUGCUGCUGAAGACUCAGACCCCACUGUUCACUGAAGGGACUUCACUUACAGGUGGGCCCUCAGGACCAAGAGGGAAGCUACCCUCUGCUGAUGACAGCCUGCGGACCCUGGAGGAGCGCGAGGAGCCAGGAUUCCUGACAGGGCUGAAGAUUCCAGCUCCAUGGGCAGCAGGGAAGACUGUAGAGACGGUGCAUCCAGUGCGGGACAACUACAAGUUCAAGGAGACUGUACACAUCCCAGGGGCACGUUGCCUGUACCUGCGCUUCGAUCCCCGAUGUUCUUCACAGUACGACUAUGACAAGCUGGUGAUCUACGCCGGUCCGAACACCAACAGCCGCAAGGUGACCGAGUACGGGGGAAACACUCUAGGCUAUGGCAGUCGCAGUGUGCUCGGCACGGGAUGGCCCAAGGAUCUGGUUAAGGUGGAAGGCGACACAGUAACUUUUUCCUUUGAGAUGCGCAGUGGCCGGGAGCACAACACUCCUGACAAGGCUAUGUGGGGUUUCUCUUGUACGGUGCGCGCACAGGAGUCCUCAGAGGAUGUGUCUGGAGGCCUGCCUUUCCUGGCUGACCUGGCACUGGGCUUGUCAGUGCUGGCCUGCUCCAUGCUGCGCAUCCUGUACAAUGGGCCUGAAAUCACCCGGGAAGAAGAGGCCUGCCAGGAUCUGCUGUGCUCCAAACUGCUGCAGAGGUGCCAGUGGCAGGUAGAGGCCAAUGGUGCCAUCUCGCCAGCACUCACACCUAGCCCCUCGCCUUUGCCUCUCACCAUCGAGGAGGACCGGGAAUUCACCUACCCCACUGAUGUGCUAGUGCCACCACCUGGGCUCAUGCCAGGGGCCUAUGACCUGCCACGCAUCCGUCUUCCCCCAGGCAUCAUGGGCCGCUUGCGGGAGGUGUCGGGCAGAGCACGUCCCCAGUUUCGGCCAAGCAUAAAGGAGGUGAUCCGGCCGGACGUGAUCGAGGAGGUGAUUGUGUCCUGCGUAAUCAAGCACCUGGGGUUAGUUGACACUCUGCAGUCGCUGGUCAACUUCCAGUACCGCGAAGAGCAUGCUGAGGAACACGACCUGCUCUGUAAGAUCAUGGCUGAGACCUUCAAGAAGAUCAACGCCAUGGAACGGCAGCUGCAGAGUGUGGCAGAGCUGGAGCAGAAGUGGCAGAAUGAGGUGGAGGAGGCACAGCAGGGCAAGCUGGAAAACAAUGGCCCCUUCUUCCAGGACUACCACUUCUUUGAGAACAAAAUCAAGGAGGUGGAAUUACUUUGUUCCCUGAAAGAAGUCCCUUUAGACUGCAGUGAUCUUGAAAAUGUUGUUCUGGCUCUUAGGGAGAAGUUCUUCCAUGAAGUGAACUCCAUCCAGCAGAGGCUUCCUGCCCCGCUGGCCAAGACAAAGGCACUGGUCAAGAGCCUGAUGAACCGAACGGAGCUACUGCUGCACGUCACUAUUGCUCCGCACUCCCGCAGUCUCACUGGGACCCCCACCAGCACAUCAGCCUGCAAAUCCGUAUCUGACACGAAGACCAUGACACCCGCAGUGAAACAACCAGUCUUCCUGCGCAGCAUGUCUGCACCCUCUGACCUAGAAAUGAUUGCCAACCAGGACCUGGAGUUCACCCAUGGCAGCCAAAGCAGGAGGCGCCAUCAUCCCACCAGCCACCGUAGCACCUCCUUCACCCUGCUGCAGUCACUGACCAUCGAGGACAGCAGGGACAAACCCACCUACAGUGUACUGCUGGGGCAGCUCUUUGCCUUCAUUGGGACCACACCCGACCAAGCUGUGUCCAGCAGCAGCUUCCUGUCGGCAGCACAGACACGUUGGAGACGCGGUAACACUCGCAAGCAGGCCCUCGUCCACAUGCGGGAGCUACUGACAGCUGCUGUCAGAGUGGGUGGGGUCACACACCUUGUGGGACCUGUCACCAUGGUGCUCCAGGGUGGGCCUAGGAUUGAGGAGCUAACCUGCGGUGGCAUGGUGGAGCAGGUACAGGAGGCGUUCGGGGAGACCAUGACGUCUGUGGUGUCACUGUGCGCUCGUUACCCUAUAGCCUGCUCCAACAGUAUCGGCCUACUGUGCACCAUCCCUUACACAAGGAGUGAGGAGCAGUGCCUGGUGCGCAGCGGUCUGGUACAGCUAAUGGACCGCCUGUGCAGCCUGAGUGGCCAGCGUGACAGCAGUUGCAAUGAGAAGCAAACCCGCAAACAGAAAGUGGCCACCAUGGCCUGGGCCGCCUUCCAGGUUCUGGCCAACCGCUGCAUUGAGUGGGAGAAGGUGGAAGGGGGCUCCUCAGAUGCAGUGCAUUCUGGAUUGGCACGCCAGGUGUCCAGCUUGCUGACAAACCACCUGGCCCGAGCCACAGAGUGCUGUGGCAACCAGGCAGCAGGCAACGAUGCACUGCAGGAUGUGCUCAGUCUGCUCAAUGACUUGUCCAGGAGCCACAUUGGCAAGGCCAUCCUGAGUCAGCCAGCCUGUGUAUCAAAGCUACUGUCACUGCUCCUGGACCAGCGUCCGUCACCCAAACUGGUGCUCAUCAUCCUCCAGCUGUGCCGUGCAGCACUGCCCCUCAUGAGUGUGGAGGACUGUGGCAAUGUAGCACUACCCCCCUGGAGCUACUCCAUUCAUACUCUGGAUGCCGAGCAGCAGGACAGCAGUGACCCAGCAUCCCGCAUCGCCUCCUUGCUGCUGGCUAAACUAGCUGAUUACGUGGUUCCAGGUUGUCAGACCCUGCUGUCCCCCAGCUCAUCAGAACCAGACACUAGCCUGACCCGCUCAAGCCCCAAGAGUUCUGUGAAGACGGACAAGGAUGUGGAGGAGGAGGGAGAGGCUGUGGAUGGCAAGCUGUCCAUCUUCAUCCACAAGCGGGAGGAUCAGUCAUCCCAUGAGGUCUUGCAGCCUCUGCUCAGCAGUUCUGAGGGCCGACCUUUCCGUCUGGGCACUGGAGCAAACAUGGAGAAGGUGGUGAAGAUGGACCGAGACAUGACCAAGAGCGGGAGCUGCGAGGUGGUUACAGAGGAGGCUGCAGCUGCUCUGCGCAAGGCCACCAAGUGGGCCCAGUCAGGCUUGAUCGUGAGUGUGGGUCCACCUGUGGAAACAUUGGCCCUGGAGAGCACAGGAGGUGUUACCACAGGGGACAAGAAGAAGACGGCUCAGACGGCUGUGUGCCGGGAGAGGAACUCCGAGCUUGCCAGGACCGAUCCAGUCAGGCCCUUCAUCAGUGGACAUGUAGCUAACAGUAUGGCUGCAGAGGUCAUCGCUCUGUUGCACAGCCUCCUGACUGCUCCAGAGUCCAACACAGCCCAGAUCUGGACCUCCACUGCAGAAAAGGUGCUGUCUCGUGCACUGAUGUACAUUCCCCAGCUGGGCAAAUAUGCAGAGAGCAUCCUGGAGAAUGGUAGCAGCAGUGGGCGCAAGCUGGCCAAAUUGCAGGCCAUUGGCAGGCAGGCUGUAGCUGCGCUUUGCGCCUUAGGUGGCUUCAAGGAGACGAUCAAGAUGGGAUCGGAGGUCCAGGUGCUAGGAAAAGGGGUUCUUGGGAGUAUAGGUGUGGUCAUGUCCAUCAACGAACAGGAAGGCAUUGCUACAGUCAAAUUUCCAUCCUGCGAUUACCGUAAGACUUGUAAAGCAUCCGACAUCCUCACAGUACCUAUUUCCCGCCUCUGCACACCUCGAUCAGAGGCCCUGCCCCUGUACAAGCUGUCCAUAACGGAGAAAGUGGUGCAAGCUGUGCAGUCCAUGUUGCUACCACAAGAGGGCAGUCUCUCAAUUCACACCUCUCUUCCGGCUUCUGGUGAUGGCUCCAGCCCUGUUAUGGCAGCUGUCCGGCUCCUGGCUGAGAUUCGAACCCGCGCGUGCUUGGUGAUGGCCCAGCUGCUGGAGGACAGCUCUUUCUGUGAGGAGUUCAUUCAGCAGUGUCCAGCAGCUGUGGAGGUGCUCAACUUGGUGGCCCAGGAAUGCAGCCCUGGAGAGCGUCUGUGUGUGGUUGAAGCACAGUGUGAGCGUGUACGAAUGCUGUACCGGGAUUGCGCCCGCCCUCCGCCCCCACCACUUCAGACUGACCGGAGACAGCCAAAGGAGAUCACCUGGUGCCCAUCCCGUGUCUUCCCACCUGUUCGCGCCUGCAUGUUCUCAUCCCGUCUCACCUCCGUCACCUUCCUGGCUGACCCCAGUGCCGGGGGGGGGCUGCCGCGUGGCACCUUCAUCUAUGCCACGUCUCCUGUGCCCGUACAGGCUCCUUCCUUCUACUGGGAGAUUGAAAUUGUUUCCUAUGGAGACUCUGAUGAUGACAGCGGCCCAAUAGUUUCCUUUGGCUUCGCCACCGAGGCAGAAAAGAGAGAUGGCGCCUGGACGAACCCUGUGGGCACCUGUCUCUUUCACAAUAAUGGCCGAGCAGUGCACUAUAAUGGCUCCAGCCUGCUCCAGUGGAAGAGUGUGAGGCUGGAUGUGGCCCUUCUUCCUGGUGAUGUAGCUGGGAUUGGCUGGGAGCGUGCAGAAGGGACCCCUCCACCCCCUGGCCAGGCCCCUAAGGGUCGUGUGUACUUCACCUACUGUGGACAACGGCUCAGCCCAUUUCUGGAGGAUGUAGCAGGGGGCAUGUGGCCUCUGGUGCACAUUCAGAAGAAAAACACAAAAAUCCAUGCCAACUUUGGCAGCCGACCGUUUGCGUAUGCUGAGGGGCAGGCGCACCGCAAUGCUGCUGAUCUGUGUGUGGACCUGGCUGAGGAGAUCAGCGCAAACUUCGAGGUGCUCCCCUUCGCCAUGGCGUCCGAUAGUGAUAAUGACGCGGGCGCCAGUAUAGCCUCCGAUUCAGGCUCCCAUGGGCCACCUUGUCGCAUUGCUGCCGUGGCAACCGUGCAGCAGCAGUACAACAGUGACUCAUCAUGCUACUACAAGAUGGAGCUGAGUUAUGAGAACUUUGUCACAUCUGGGCCCGAUGCACACCCACCCCCCAUUGCAGAUGAUGAGAGUGACGAUGAUGACGAUGAGGACAUGCCCAGGGAAGACCACUAUGCCCUUCUGGUGAAGGCCUGGGAGACCAAGGUGUUCCCUACCAUCCGCCGACGUUUCCGCAAUGAAGCAGAGAGGAAGUCUGGCCUGGACCAGAUAAAAGGCGCUUUGCAGCUGGGGAUGGUAGACAUUGCGAGGCAAACUGUGGAAUUUCUGUAUGAAGAGAAUGGUGGUAUUCCCCGAGAUCUCUACCUUCCUACCAUUGAGGACAUCAAGGAUGAGGCCAACAAAUUUACCAUUGACAAAGUGCGCAAAGGUUUGACCGUGGUCAUCCGCUGCCCGGACAGCAACAACACUAACAGCACCACCGGGGGGACAGCCCUGCCCAAGUUCGCCAUCCGGGGCAUGUUGAAGACCUUUGGCCUGCAUGGGGUGGUUCUGGAUGUGGACUCUGUGAAUGAGCUGGUGCAGGUUGAGACAUACCUGCGUAGUGAAGGGGUGCUCGUGCGUUACUGGUACCCCAUAGAGAUGCUGGAGCGCCCACCCGCUGGCUCACGUCGCACUGCAGCAAAUGGUCUUGUGUCCUUGGACAGCAGCAACAUCCAGAUCCACAGGGAGCUGCUGCGCUGCGAAGGUGCUCUGGCGCGGCUCUACUGCCGCAUGGCCUUGCUCAACAUUUUUGCCCCGAAGAGCCCCCACACGUUCACCCGCCUCUUUCACAUCCCUGCUGUUCGUGAUAUCACUCUGGAACAUCUGCAGCUGCUCUCCAACCAGCUUCUAGCACCACCACUGCCAGAUGGAACCAUCAGCUCCAGCUCAAUCCUAUUGGCACAAUCAUUGCUUCACAACUUGCAGGGCCAGAAUUGCUCACCAACUGACCUGUUCUACCAGGGCAAUGCACAAACCAUUCGUGAGUGGCUCACAGUAGCCAUCACACGUGCCCUUCAUCAAGGCGAGGAGAGCUUGCUGGAGCUCACCAAGCAGAUCUGCUGUUUCCUACAGAAUGCUCCAGAGCAGUUCACAUCGGAAGAAUUCCCCAUCGCAGAGUCAAAGGUCAGCAUGGACGUGAACUUCCCUGGUGCUGCCUUCAUUGUUGUCUCCUGUAAGGAGAGCCAGCUGGGCUGUCGCAAAGACUCUUCUCUGUACAAGGCCCCAUGGGCACGAGUCAUGGUGUAUGGCCUGGGGCACAAGGUACGCCGCAAUGGGCAGCUCAACUUGAUGGAGGCAGUCUGCUACCCACUGGAUGCCUCCCCCUCCAACACUGGUCUCACCCCCCCACCCACCACCAAUCAGUACCCCUCCAUCAUUAUACCCACUGACAAGGUGCAUGUCAAACUAGGUGUUUCGCCCCCUCCUGGAACCGUGCUGGCACUGCACUCCCUUCCACUGGAGUUCCCACUGGCUGUGGCCUUCGCAGAGCAAUUGCUGAGCUGGACGUUGGGCGAGAGCACAGAGCGCUCAGAGGAUGAGCCAGACACAGUCCCCCCCUCAGUCCUGCUGCAGCUGGUGGAAUUGCUGGGUGGCCUGCUGUGGACCACAGACCUUGCACCUUUCAUCAAAGAACUCGCCUUUCAGCUGCUGGCUGAGCUGUUACGCAAAGUGCACCACCUAGAGCAGCGGAGGAACCCGUCGGGUCUGUCCAACUCCAUAGCCCUACUUCUCAACCCCUGCCUGGCUGUACUCAUGGCCUUGCAGACAGAACUGCGCAAACUCUAUGACCGGGAGACCCAGGGCUGGGCAGCAGCUGGGGGUGGAGCUGGAGGUGGUUCAGCUGCAGGUGGGACCCUGGCCCUUGGGGCAGAGCAGGGUCGUUUCUCCACUUACUUCCAUGCUCUGAUGGAGGUGUGCCUCGCUGUUGCAGAAGUCACACUUCCGCUCAACAUGAGUGGCACUGCUGUAGGCACCCUCUCUUCCAGCAGCGCCCCUAACCUCAGCGACUCCUCCUCAUCUUCCUCUUCUUCACCUGGCCAGACCCCACAGAGCCCCAGCCUGCUCUCCAAACGCAAAAAGGUGAAGAUGAAGCGGGAUCGUGCUGCAGCGGCUGUAGCAGCGGCAGCUUCAGGGAAGCGCUCAGGCGCGUCUGCUAGUGGGGGCCGGCUCUCUGAGAGUGAUGGUGCUCUGCUGAACAUAGCAGGUGGGAAGCCUGAGGACAUGCUGUGGUUCCACCGGGGGCUCACGCUGCUUAUGAUCCUUCGGCAUCUGACCAAUAAAGAUCCUCAGGGGCUGGGUGUGACCAGUGAUGCCGUGACUGAUGCAUGUCAGGCCCUGGUGGGCCCCACUGCCCACAGCCGGCUACUUGUGCUCUCGGGAAUCCCCACCCACCUGGAGGAGGUGGUGGUGCGCAGUGCAAUCCGCCGAGCCUGCAAUGCCCAUGGCGGUCUCUUCAAGGAUGAAAUCUUCAUCCCACUGCAGGAAGAGGACCCCAAAAAACCCAAAGGGGGUGGGGUGUCCACGCCAGACACCAAGGUUGCCACUGAGGCUGAGCGGCCUCCUUCAACCGGAGGUAUUGAGAGCCCAGAGAGCUCUAGCAGUGUCACCCCUGCCAUGAGCAUUAGCGCCUCAGCUUCCACCAGUCAGACUUCCAUAUGUAGCUCCUCUCAGGGAGUCUCCCGCACAGCUAGUGAGCUCUCUGUGGAUCAGGAACUGCUCAUUGCCCCAGCUACCACUGCUGCUACUGCUGCCGCUGUUGCUGUUCUUGCAACUCCACAGGGGGCACUGGACCCUCACACUGUGUCCAGCCAGGAGAGCCUAGACAUCUCUCUAUGCAGCACAGGCAGCCUGGGCAGUCUGGGGAGCCUGGGGGAGCCACUGGACAGUGCUGACACUGCCUCAGUGUCUGAUGGGGGCUCUAUGUACACUGUUACCUCCCUGGACAACAAUGCUGUCAUGGCCCGACCAAUCAAGGGCUACGCUGUCAUUGAGGUUCGUGCCAAGGCUAAGGUGGAGAAGAUUCGCGCCAGCCUCUUCAACAGCAGCGACCUGAUUGGGUUGUCUAGCCUGGAAGGGGAGGAUGAGCUGAUGGAGAUGACCAAUGAGGAGAUCCUGACAGCAUCCACUGUGAAUCAGAGCCUGUUUGACACACAGGGAAGCUCAGCCCUGGAAGACUAUUUCAUGGACAAAUCCCUCAGAGGUGACAAGUUGGUGCCAGGUGUGCGUGAUGUGCUGACCGACAUCUUCAAAAGCUGUGUGCACUCGGAGCAGAUGCUGAGCCUCACGCCGGCCAAGCCUGUCAAGGUAUCGGACAUAUACCUGAGCAAGGAACAGAUCAACUCACAGACCCCAGGCAACCUCUUGUAUGUGUUCUUCACUAAUGUGCGGCCGCCCAAGAAACUGCUGGAGGACCAGCUCACGCAGAUUCUGCGGAAGUAUGGUGCUCCCAAGCCCAACAAGAGCAAGUACAGCAAGGCAGGCAAGGAGCAGCACCCGAGUAAGGUGGUGAGCACUAAGAGGCCCAUUACCAAGCCACCCACAAAGGAGAAGUCUGUGCUCAACAGUGUCAGAACGGCGCUGAGUGAGAAGAAACCUGUCCUAAAGCCGAAGUCCCCAGAGAAGUCACGGCCUGAUGAGAAGGACAUGGAUAAAUCUCCUGCCAAGAAGCAGGAAGUCCCCGAAGAGAAGUACCUUACUUUGGAGGGCUUCCACAAGUUUGCGGUAGACCGGGCCAAGCAGGAUAUUCGGAGCCUGUGGAGAGCCCUCCUGGCCUGUGGCUACGAUCUCCACUUUGAGAGGUGCACAUGCAUUGACACACGCCAUGCCCAGAAGGCCUGUAAGAAGUGGACGCUGGAGAUGGAUGUGGCGCUGGUGCAGUAUGUUAACCGGCUGUGCCGCCACCUUGCCAUCACACCAAGCCGCCUGCACCCCCAUGAAGUGUACCUGGACCCUGCAGAUACAGCAGACCCGCGUGUUGCCUGCCUGCUUGGUGUGCCUGUGGAGAGCCUUCGUCUGCGAUUUGCUCUUCUGCAGUCUCUCAACAACACACUGGAGAGCUUCUUCCUCCCACUGGUGGAGCUGCGACCGACGCCUACUUACCAGAACAGUAUUGCUGCACUUUUGCGAGAGGCCAAAGGUCUGAUCUUCUAUGACACCAAAGUGAUGGUGAUGAACCGGGUGUUGAAUGCCACAGUGCAGCGCACGGCUGACCAUGCCGCACCUGAGAUCACGCUGGACCCACUGGAGAUUGUGGGAGGGGAGAUCCGAUCCUCUGAGAACACAUACUUCUGUCAGGCAGCCAGACAGCUCUCCUGUGUACCCUCCUCGCAGCUUUGUGUCAAGCUGGCCAGUGGGGGCGACCCCACCUACGCCUUCAACAUUCGUUUCACUGGGGAAGAAGUGCACGGCACCAGCGGCUCUUUUCGCCACUUCCUGUGGCAGGUGUGUAAGGAGCUCCAGAGCUCGGCCCUGUCCCUGUUGCUGCCCUGCCCUAGCACCGCUGCCAGCCGGAACAAGGGCAAGUACAUCCUGACACCGUGCCCCAUCAGCUAUGCCGAGGAGCAGCUCCUGCACUUCUUUGGCCAGCUCCUGGGCAUCGCUAUCCGGGCAGACGUGCCGCUGCCCCUGGACCUACUGGGUUCCUUCUGGAAAGGGUUGGUGGGUGAGCCACUGGAUCCCGACAUUGACCUGCAGGAGGCUGACCUGCUCACCUACAACUACGUCAAGAAGUUUGAGAAUGUGAGUGACGAGGCGGAAUUGGAGGCAUUGUGUGCUGAGAUCUCCUCCCAGCAUCACUCGGGUGAGAGCCCUGACUCACCAAGCAGGCCAUGUUGCACCUUCUCCUUCAUCAGUAUGACUGGUGAGGAAGUGGAGCUAUGCCAAGCUGGACAUAACCUCACUGUCAGUUGGGAGAACAAGGGCAUGUACGCACGGGCAGUCAGGUCUCUGCGACUGCGAGAGCUGCAGAACGUGGAGUGUAUGACGGCAGUGCGUGCAGGGCUCGGCUCCAUCAUCCCACUGCAGCUGCUCACCCUGUUCAGCCCCCUGGAGCUGGAACUUCGCACCUGUGGCCUGCCCUACAUCAACCUGGAGUUCCUUAAGGCACACACCAUGUACCAGGUGGGCCUGAUGGAGACAGACCAGCACAUUGAGUUCUUCUGGACCGCCCUAGAGAUGUUCACACAGGAGGAGCUCUGCAAGUUCAUCAAGUUUGCCUGCAACCAGGAGCGCAUCCCCUUUACCUGCCCCUGCAGAGAUGGGGGCCCCGACACUGCCCAUGUGCCCCCAUACCCCAUGAAGAUUGCACCACCUGAUGGAGUGGCAGGCUCCCCGGACUCCCGCUACAUUCGUGUGGAGACCUGCAUGUUCAUGGUGAAGCUACCGCAGUACUCCUCGCUGGACGUCAUGCUGGAGAAGCUGCGUUACGCCAUUCACUACCGCGAGGACCCGCUCAGUGGCUGAAGGCGGCACUGUGGGCCUCACUAUGCCCCACCCUGCUGUCUACCCCCCCAGUCUGCUCUGUAGCCCACCCCAUCCCUGUCUCCUGAAGGAGGCGCUGGUGUUACAGGCCUUUGUUUCCUUUAGCUGAGCUGGGAGACCAUGCAUUCAGGCCUCCAAAGUCCCAUUUGUCAUCUUCUUAAGCGGUGACAGUUCACAUCCAGAAGUGACAAGUGUACAUUCUAUGGCCCUUUUUGACUGAAGCCAAACCAGUUGUUGUGUGUAACAGGGGAAGUGGGAAGUUUUCUCUGCUCCCCCUCCCCAUUUUGACCCCCUCUUCUGGCUCUUCCCCAUCUCUGUUUUUCUCUCUCCUUUUCUUACCCACACAGGGAAAACACUUGGACAUGCUUGAAUCCUGGACUUCAUCGUUCAACCAAAAGUGGCAAAACUCCAGCUGUUUGUAUUUCUCUGGUCUCCAGAGCCACUGCACAUGAAAAUGCCAAAAGCUGUGCAGAGGUCAAAGGUAACCACUGCCAAUCGAGGUCAUAGUGUUCAGUGGAGCCUCGUGCAUAGAAGGUGUCUGUAUGAUGGCUCUGCAGAGGACUCCCACUGCUCCUGUAUUUUUCCUUCUAUUUCGGCUGGUUUUAAUAUUGGACAUACGGAGGGGGAGGACAUUGUUCCUGUAGGGUUACAGGCCGCUUCUGUGUAAAGGGACAAAUGGCAGGCGGCUGCGUGUGCGCUGUUCAUCAGCAUGUGGACACUGUACAGUAACGCCUGUAAAGCUUCAUUGUUACUGCACACUUCACUGGCCUCUGGGCACAUGCGUACAUAGUAUAUUGUAUUCAGAGCUGUAGCAAAAUUGUGAGGCGCUGUUCCAAGAAAGAACUUUGCCCCCAGUCUCUUGUGAACAUUGUAGAGAAAGAGAGACUCCAGAAUGGGCAGAGCCUUUAGUAAUGCCCUGGUGGAUGAUGUGAUGAGGUCUGCCUGCUGACAACUGACUGGCCCCCUGCCACACAUGUCCUUCCACAUGCCACUUACCUGCAAUGGUGGCUGAAAGCUGUGCAUGGUGGGAAUUCCUGCUGGCACACUGGUUCUGCUAAUGCUCGCCUGCUGGGUUGGACCCAAAAUAUCAAUAACUGCCUUUUGCGGAAGGGCUGGGGUGACCAGCUGAGGUCAAGUCCUGGUCUUCUGUUUUUUUUUUUUUUUUUUUAAAUUUUUUUAUUUUUGUCCUUAACCAAAAUAUUUAGCUAUGUAAAGAAAUAUGUACUUUAAGGAAAUGUAAAUAGAAUUCUACGUUCAGCUCAGAGACAGUGUUUUAAAUAGCUGUUUCACAUCACUUAGGGAUUUUUAUUUUCUGCCAGAAACAAGUAGAUUAUUAAAAUUGAGUUUGAGUUGGGUGUUCUGCAUUGGAUUUCCAGUUUGUUCAUUAAGUUUUGAAAAUUGGGAAAAAGACCAGUAAUAUAUCAGUUAAAUAUUGUAACUCAGAUCAAUAAUGUGUUCCUCCUUGCGUUAUUGGUGAAACAUUCUGUCGUGUAAUUGAGCAGUGGUGUUCAAGCAGACACUGGGGAGCUCUGCGGUGGCACUGGCCUUCUCCAUGGCCCUUCGCUUAUUUAGUCUUGAAAGGAGUUGAUUGUUUGCCAAUUUUUUUUCUUGUUUUUUUUUUUGGUAAUUUCACGAAUGACGAUGAUAGCUGUGACAGUAUACCGCUGCUAACCAAGCUGCUCUCUUGCAAAGAAAGAUUGGAGAAUAAAGGACAUACAUGUGUUACAAGUAAGAAAGUGUGCUGUACAUUUACUUGAUAUUUAUUACAAUUAUUUAUGGUUGCAUUAACUUUUACUGUCUGCCCUCUGUGCAUCUGAAUCCAACACUGAUGUCUGAAAUUCUACAGAGGAGCAAAUGAAGUUAUUGAUUUGUGUCACAACAAUAAAUUGUCUUGAUGUAAA